Messenger RNA from Schistosoma bovis, 3031 nucleotides. The record is from the annotation of a GenBank genome assembly. NCBI's taxonomy places the organism in Eukaryota, Metazoa, Platyhelminthes, Trematoda, Strigeidida, Schistosomatidae.
GUUUGUUUAUAUCACUGGUUCGACCAUUGUAAGUCGGAUUUGGUUCGUAAAUUUUGUGUAUCUUAUUUGGAUUUGGAAGUUGUUCUUUACCACGAAGGAAUGUUACUUAUGGACCUGUGAUUAAUUCGCAAACCAUGUAUGGCAAAAGCAAGUCAGUUGGGAUCCCGUCUGACACCCAGUCGAAAGAGAAGUUGGCUGUAUAUGUUUAUGAAUAUCUUGUGCAUAUCGGAGCACAAAAGACCGCAAACUCUUUUCUCCAAGAGGUAAUGUAUUCUGAAGUGAUAUACUUCCUUAAGAUCCGCUGGGACAAGUCAAUAAGCGUCGGUGAGCCUCCUGGAUUUCUGCACUCCUGGUGGAGUGUAUUUUGGGAUCUCUACAGUGCGGCACCUGAAAGACGUGAUACACAUGAACACUCUAAUGAAGCCAAAGCAUUCCAUGACUAUGGUUUUGUAAAUUCGGGCUACCCAAAUGGAUUGCCUCAUCCCGGCCAUCCUGUCAUGCCUGGCCCUGCAGUCGUCAGUGGUUCUAGUGGAGCGACACCAGGGAUGCCUCCUCCUCUUGUACCUCCUGGCCACGACCCGACAUUAAUGAGACAAAGACCAUCUGGACAACCUUUAAUGCCAGGUAGUGGUCUUCAGAAUACAGGAUCUGGUUUACAGGGACCUCCUCAUCAUCCGUCAGUGCGCUUCCAUCAAUCUAGUGCAGGUGGUUAUCCUGUUCCUGUUGGUAGUGGUAUGAUUCCUCCACAUGCGAAUUUAUUGCCAGUUUCGGGUCCACCGCAUCCUAUGCAUGGUAAUCCUACGAUGCCUCAUCACCAUUCAUCUAGCGCCAUGUUAACCCACCCUCGUCCUAGGUGGGUCAAUCCAUCUAUUCCACAACAGGCAUGUGGUCCCCCCUGUCCUCAACAAAGCAUCGGCCCUCCCGUUUGUUCGGGAUCGGCUGGACCAAAUCCGGUAUCGUCAGCUGCAUCCGGGAGUGUUGGUCCCGUCUCGUGUGGAGGCAGUGGAGUAGUUCCUAGCCCAGGUCAUCCUGGUACACCAACACAACAUCCCCCUACUCAUCUUACCGUUCCUAGUCCCAUCAACAAUCAGUCUAACGAUCACCAGGCAUCUGGUGGUGGAAUACCAAGUCAUCCACAUCACCCAGCACCACCACACUAUAUGGGUGGGCAAACACCGCCUACUUCGAAUCCCUGUCUUCCUCCAGAAUAUGCUGCAAGACCUUCUCCACAUCUUGUUUAUAGCGGUGCGGGGUCUGGCUCUACUCCUGAUAAUGGUGUGUUUGGUGCAGGCUCAGGUUGCAAUGACUCUGGAUUGCUUAAUGGUUCUGUCGCCCCCCCUCGUAGUAGCGGGAUGAUGCCACCCCCUCCCCCUGAUUAUUCGAGCGGUAUGUCUUCUGCGUCAGCUUACCCACCCGGUUCCGAUGUCAAAGCUUCGCCGCUACACGGGGGUCUUGGAAUGGUUUGCGAUAUGAUGAGUCCAGCUGGUGUACCUCCCCCACUAAUGCCAUCUGACUAUCCUCCUGGCAACGGUCCGAGUAGCAAUGGUUCUGGACAAGGAAACAGUGGGUACCUUGGAGACUCCGUCAUGAUGAUGCCCCCACCACAACAGCAAAAUGUUUUACAACAGCAUAUUGGAAGUGGACCCCAAAGUCAAGCCCCACCUCCUCCUCAGUAUGUCCCUUCUGGAGGUCAACAUUCAGGGUCGAGUGGAGGUCCUUCAUCCAUGCAGUCUGUUUGUUUAGGGUCCAAUCCUAGUCCGGUUGGCGGCUCAGGCUCCGUGCAAUUUCCACAAGAAUAUUCGUUCAGUCAGAUGUCCUAAGCAAAGCAAGUCAUGUGCAACUAUCUUCCUGUUUGUUAGAAGUUACUGCUGUUGGGUGACGUGCUAUUUUCCGUUUGGGCACCCCUAAUUACCAUUUUGUUCUGCACAAUAUCUGCAAGUCAAUUUACGAACUUCUUUUAGAUUUGGGUGCAUAUCUUCAAGUUGUGUUUUGGCCGUAAAUUAGUGUACAUGUUCUUCGGAGCCAUUAUUUUAAAGGGAUGGUAUAUACAGAGAAAUUUGUUUCAACACUAUUUCUUCAUACCCGCUUUAUCUCCUAAAAAUAUGGACAUCAAUAAUCAUUUCCAUUAAAUUAAACAGUCAUUUAUUUUACUAAUAAAUUUCUCAGUUGUUUCGUCUCAUACCUGCUUUAAAUGCAUUUAGUGUCUUGUGAGCAUACUUUUCUUUAUGGUAAAUUGCGCGCUUAAUUGCAGUCUAGAUAGCAGUACUUAUAUUUGAUACUUUUAAACAGUGCAACUAUCCCACAAGGAUAAGCUUCUUGUACAAAUCUACUGUAAUGAAACCGGAUGGUAGUGGUUGUUUUUCUUACUAUCGCUUCGUUUUAAUGCAAUACUUGAUACAAACGACUUUUAAUUAAAGACUGUUUCCGUCCAUUUUUAUAUUCUUACGACAGUGAGUCAACUUGAAUGAAUGUCAUGAAAAUAUUCUUCAUGUCUAAAAGCAUAUUUUCCACAGAAACGUCUAUAGAUCAUUUUGGGGAAAUGUUUUACAGAAGCUUUCCUGCUGAAUAUUUUCAACUUUACAGUUGUAACUGAUUUCCGUCAUACUAUCUCAUUUGUAUUGCUUGUCCUGAUUCAGUGUUUUUAAUACAUUCUUAAAUUCACAAUGAGCACUUUCCAACUUCUUUGUGUUUUUGCAUAUUUGUGUGAGUGAUCUGUUUACAUUGUCUUCUUUCCUAUUUUCUGUCUUUCUCUACAAAGACAUUUUCUUAUGUUAGCUUAAAGCUUUUAUUAUUAACAAUGUUGUAGCGUGAAAAAGUUCUGGAUACCCAUAUAGUGUACAUUAUCGCCCAUUAUGGGAAAGGUAAAACCUAUGCGAAUGUAAAUGCAUUUUAACCAUAUUUGACUCGAGAUGUCCAGACAGUGUUUUUUUGUCUUCGUGUUGAAUGGAUGCAGCUUGUUGUACUCAUAAUGUAUUUGUUAUUGCUCAGUUGAUUCGAAUUUAUCAGCUAAUAACAAGUGUAAUGCAAUUCA